Messenger RNA from Athalia rosae (coleseed sawfly), 2538 nucleotides. RefSeq names its product protein VAC14 homolog. Gene Ontology annotation, biological process: positive regulation of kinase activity; phosphatidylinositol biosynthetic process. The record is from RefSeq and is a predicted model, not a curated record. Gene Ontology annotation, cellular component: PAS complex; endosome membrane. The coding region runs from base 179 to 2305 and encodes 708 amino acids. NCBI's taxonomy places the organism in Eukaryota, Metazoa, Arthropoda, Insecta, Hymenoptera, Athaliidae. The transcript is spliced from 7 exons.
ACAUCUAACUGACUCUUGUGUGUCGCUAAGGAUAAACUCGAUAAACCCAUUACGGGAUGACCUUAGCUUUCUGCUUUCCGAUUGUUUGAUCUGUCAAAUCUGUCAACACCCCUUUAAUAUCAAACAAGUUGCCUGAAUUGUCAAUUGUGUGGAUCGCGUUCAAUUCUAUCCAACAGAGAUGAUAUCAGAAAGAGAUUAUGCUCCAUUGAGUGCGGCCUGUAUUAAAUCAUUAAACGACAAAAUGUAUGAAAAAAGAAAAGCUGCUGCUGUCGAGAUAGAGAAAAUGGUCAUGGAAUUUGCAGAAAGUAAUAACACUGCUUUGAUCAAAAGACUUCUCAAAAUACUGGGCCAAGAUUUUGCUACCUCACAGAAUCCGCACGGCCGUAAAGGAGGACUCCUAGGAUUAGCUGCGAUAGCUGUGGGAUUAGGAAAAGACACCGGACAAUAUACAGAGGAACUUAUUUACCCUAUCCUUGCAUGUUUUUCCGAUGCUGAUCACAGAGUCAGAUAUUCUGCUUGUGAAAGUUUAUACAAUGUUGUAAAAGUUGCUAGAGCUUCAGUUCUUCCUCAAUUCACAGACAUAUUCAGCGCCCUGAGUAAACUUGCGUGUGAUUCCGAACAAACUGUCAAAAAUGCUACAGAACUUCUAGAUAGACUAAUGAAGGAUAUUGUCACUGAAAGUGGAAUGUUUGAUCUGGUAGGAUUCAUACCGCUUCUCAGAGAGCGUAUUUAUACAAAAAAUCCAUUUGGCAAACAAUUUGUCAUUGCAUGGGUAUCAGUUUUGGACUCUGUUCCCGAAAUAGACUUCAUUAUAUUUUUACCUGAGAUACUAGAUGGAUUAUUCCGAAUCUUAGAGGAUCAGACACUAGAGAUUAAAAAGAUAACUGACACUGUACUCGGGGAGUUCCUUCGAAGUAUAAAGGCAAAUCCAGAUAGGGUUGAUUUCCCUGCAAUGAUCAAUAUCCUAAUCACCCAUGCACAAAGCACUGACGAACUACUCCAGCUCACUGCCAUUACGUGGAUCAAAGAAUUUGUACAAUUGUCAGGGCCUGAAAUGCUUCCAUAUAUGUCUGGAAUUUUCACUGCAGUUUUACCUUGUCUAGCAUACGAUGGAGAAAGUCGAAGAAAUAUCAAGGAGGCUGCAACCAAAGUAAAUAGCAGUCUAAUGAAACUUAUCACAAUGAAAAAUACUGAUAGUAUUUCAAAAUCAGAUUCUGCAGAAGAGUCAACUGCUAUGGCAAAGAAUACAGAACUUGGCCAUCCACUGACUGAAAAUUUGGAUUUGCCUAGUGUCGUUGAGGUCCUUAUCAAGCACUUGUUGCAUACUUCGGUGCAGACAAAAGUAGCUGUGUUGAUAUGGAGUCAUCAUUUAUUUACAAACAUUCCAGAAAGAAUGUUCAACCAUGUUGAAGAUUUUUUCCCAGUUUUAAUGCGCACCCUUAGUGAUAGUUCUGACGAUGUGGUUCAGCAGGAUUUAGUUGUUUUGGCAGAGAUUAUAAGUUCUAAAUCUUCUGACGAUAUGAUAAAUCGUAACAAAUAUUAUAAAAAAUUUAUCAUCAGUUUACUCAGACUAUUUGCAACUGACAGACACUUGUUGGAAGAACGAGGGAACUUUAUCAUCAGAGAAUUAUGUGUAUUGCUCAGUGCUGAAGAAAUUUAUAAAACAUUAGCUAUCAUCCUAUCUGAAGAACAAAAUUUAAGAUUCGCCAGCAUAAUGAUACAGGCCCUGAAUGUAAUUCUGCUCACUAGUUCGGAACUAUUUGAUUUGCGUAACAAAUUAAAAGAUUUGGACAGUGAGGAAAGUUGCGAUCUUUUUGUUUGUCUAUAUGAAUCAUGGAGUCACAACCCAGUUGCCACCGUUGCUUUGUGUUUUUUAACACAGAAUUACGGUCACGUGUGCGAUCUCAUAAGGUCAUUUGGAAACAUAGAAGUAACUGUCGAAUUCUUGACGGAAAUUGAUAAGCUGGUACAGCUUAUUGAAUCUCCAAUAUUCACUUAUCUGAGACUAGAGUUGCUGGAAGUUGGGAGAAACCAAGCUUUGAUACGUGCGUUGUAUGGGCUGCUCAUGAUUUUACCGCAAAGCGAGGCAUUUGCUACGUUACAUCGUCGACUAGCAGCUAUUCCCCCAAAAGAAACGCUGAUUGAAGAUUCAGUACUGAACGCAAGGUCAGAAGCAGCUCAAAAGAUUGAUUUUCAAAAACUCUUGAAACAUUUUGUAGCUGUACAAGAAACACACAAAAACGAAAAACUCAAGCAAAGACAGACUGCACUCAUCGAAAGGGAUGUUAGUCAUCUAGAUAUUUGACUGUCAAAUUUUCAAUGUAUUAAUUGAAUAUAAAACUAAUUAAUUAUUUAGUAUAUAAGUAAAUUAAAGACCAUAAUUAACGCGCCAUUGACACUUGUAUGAGAAAAUGUGUCAGCCUUGUUUGAUUUGAACCAAGUACCAAAUACCAUUGGUUUUCUCAUAUACGAAGUAAAAGUGUGUUGUCAUUAUAUAUUUAUUUAUGUGAAUAAUAAAAAGUCAUAUAUUAUACUAAA